CCAGGGCCGCAUCGCCCGGCCGGGCUGCCAUGGGGGAUCGGUCAGACCGAGCCAAGGAAACCCCCCCCGAGCAGAGUGCGAGCUAAAAAUGGACAAUUCCUUCGUGGAAGAAGUGGCCGCAUCUCUGGUGAGAGAAUUUCUCAGUAGAAAGGGUCUGAAGAAAACCAUCAGCACCAUGGACCGGGAGCUGCCACGUUCUGCACUCAGCAUCAAUAACAGGAACGAGCUUCGAAACGUCCUGCAUUUGCACUCCCUGUACAAACAGAACAAGGCCAAGGAGAACCCUCUGAAAACACUCCUUGAAAUCAUUACUAAUUAUUUCCUUGAGCACCGUGGAACCUCCAGGAGUUCAAGUUCUGCACUGGCAGCAUCUCAAAGUAAAAGCUCAGCAUCCCAUCCACCUGACCUCUCAGAUGAAGAACGUGCAUGUGGAAAUGCCAGCCUGCCUCAUGACAGCAAAACUCAAACCUUCAGACACGAUGUUGAGAAUCCACCUGAUAAAAUCCUUCAAUUCAGAAAACAUCAACACAAAAGUGAAAAAUGCCAGGCGGGGACGAUAUGCAACAGCCACUUAACCUCUGAUGGGGAUAAGAAGUUAAAGGGUAGUCAAGAGGAUUUAAAAUCAGCAGUGAUUUCUGAAGAGCUGCAAGCCACAGUGAAGGACAAGCAGAGGCCCAGGUCUGGUCUCAUUGUCAGAGGCACGAUGGCUGGACCAGGAGCAAGUUCUCCAGAGGAUCAGCAGAGAAGGAGGUCAAAACGCUCCACCAGCAUCAGUAGCACAGCACUGCUCAAGGGUGAAAAACACGAGGAAAAUGAGCCGAGUGCCCCAAAAGUCGAUUCCCAAGACAAUAAAGGAUGCUCAGCACAAGUAAACCCAGAGAUUGCCUCAAGGACUUUGUCAAGUUCGCAUGGGAGUUCAGCUUCUGAAAAGCUAAGGAGCAUCUCCAAGGAUACCUGUGACUCUUUUAUCAAACUGCUGUCCGAAAGAGGGAGGACCAAGAUGGAGGAAAGGAAAUCACUGCCAAGCUUUUGUACAGACAGCGGUGAGAAAAGCCUUAAAGUCAGUGCCCUGCACAGACAUUCAGGGACUGGAAGGGAGAAGAGAGAAAAGGCCCUCAAGAAAAGUGAGAGCUGGUUAUCAGGUCACAGGAAGUCCCCAACAUCCACUUGGAAUAAAGAAGAGCAGAUGAAAGAUACCCUAGAAUUAGUUGAUGUUGAGGAUGAAGCAACAACUGGAGAAGUCAGUAGGAACCUGAAUCUUUCAGCACUGCACGUACUUCAAGAAGCGUCAAAGGCGAUCGAUAUUUCUCUUGCAAAAGAAUUAAAAAAUCUUCUGUUUGGCUCCAGUCUUUGUUGCUUCAGUGAAGAAUGGAAAAUACAGAGUUUUACAUUUAAUAACAUACCUCAGUUAAAAUAUGGCAUUGUACAAAAAAAGGGUGGCCCAUGUGGAGUACUGGCAGCAGUUCAAGCUUGUGUUCUACAGCAGCUUAUCUUUGGAGACAGUAACAGGAAUAAGGAUGCUCGCUGUCUCCAGCCCUCAGAAGCUCACAGGACCAAAUGCCUCACCAUGGCUAUUGCAGACAUCUUGUGGCGUGCAGGAAGCAAUGAGAAAGCAGUUGUGGCACUGCCGUCAGGAAGACAGCAGUUCACUCCCAUAGGAAAAUAUAAGGCAGAUGGAAUCUUAGAAACUCUAAUCCUGCAUAGUGCCACAAGAUAUGAGGAUCUGAUUGUACUUCUUCAGCAGAAUAUUCACCAGUUUGAAAUUGGUCCCUGUGGGUGCAUCCUUCUGACCGUGUCCGUCAUCUUAUCGAGAUCCAUCAAUCUGGUGCGCAAUGACUUCGACGUCCUCACGAACCGGCUGAUCGGCAGCCACGGCUACUGCACUCAGGAAUUGGUGAACUUGCUGUUGACUGGCAAAGCUGUGUCCAAUGUUUUCAACGAUGUGAUAGAGCUGAAUUCUGGAAAUGGAAACAUCACCAUUCUGAAAGGCAUCACAAGCCGCAGUGACAUUGGGUUGCUGUCUCUUUUUGAGCACUAUGACGUCUGCCAGGUCGGUUGUUACCUGAAGACUCCUAAAUACCCAAUUUGGUUGGUAUGCAGUGAGAGCCACUUCAGUGUGCUUUUUUGUCUGGAAAAGGAUUUACAAGGCGACUGGAAAACCGAGCGGAGGUUUGAUCUCUAUUAUUACGAUGGCUUGGCCAACCAAGAAGAAGAAAUACGAUUAACAGUUGACACGACUCAGAUGUGCACGGAAGAUAAAGAAAACGAUCUUACUCCUCCACUUGAGCACUGCAUUAGGACAAAGUGGCAAGGAGCUGUUAUUGACUGGAAUGGCACAGAACCAAUCUUGUGACUGACCCGACCUGCACUUUAUUUGCAAGAAAAAAAAAAAGGAAAUGACAGAAUUAGCACAUUCCUAUUCCCACCAAUACAGGAAAUAGGGCAGGAGUUCUGUGCCACUCAUGGUGAGGAAGAAUGACAUGGCUGUGUGCAGGCUGGAAGAACGUCACCUUGUUCGCCUCAUGCUUUGGAUAUCUUGCUUACAAUGCAAGCAACACUUAGAUAAAUUCUUUGUUGAUGCCUUUAAUGUACAGUUUCAAUGUGUAGACUGAGAGUCUCCAAUGUCCAGUGACGGUUACGGGUAAAGCAGUGGAGUUGCCUAUGUCCCCUCGAGGUCCCUUUCUGGAUCAUCUCUGUAUCCUGCAAUUGUUCCCAAAAAUCUGAUGAAAGGAGCCGAGCUGCUAUUUCUGUCCCUGUUUUGCCUUCCUGUACUGCCUCGUUCUUCACCUGCAACACUCCAGUGCCAGGAUGAAACAUCAUCCAAGAAAUAAAUAUUCACUUCAUUGCCAUAUAUUACUAAAUUCAAAUCUAAGGCUGAACCUACUGGUAACCAUAUGGGCUACAGUUUACUUACUAGGCUUUAUUUACACCAAAGUGGCCAAUAAGUUCUGUGAUUUGCUGCUUCAUCAUUGCAAGAAAACAGAAGUGAUGUUAGAUGGGAAAUGUGAAGGGCACUUGUCUGUGAUAUUUACUGUUCUACAUGAUUAAAUAAAGUGCGUGUGGGAAAAUGGUGUACAGUGGAGAUGUAAUACCACGAGGUACCAGAACAGCAGUUUGUAUUCUGAAAUGAACUUUUUAAGUGACAUAUUUUGGCAAAAAUUUACCAAAAUUGGAACGAGUUACUGUACUGAAGAUUGGAAGAAGUGGCUUUGGAAAAUAUUAAUUGCUAAUGGACAAGUUGCAGAGAAACAGUGUUUCUAGAAUUAUUUUUAUCUUUUGGGAGUGCAAACAUCAUGGGAGUUUCAUAACAGACUUUUAAUUUUAUCACAGCACUCUCUUACUAGUCAGUAUGCAAACCUCUCUGAGCCCAAAUGAACCACUUGCUGUUUUCAAAAUCAAUUUCCAUCAGAAAUUCAGUGUUCUACUCCGUGGAGCUGGCAGAUACCAAGCUGCCUCUGCAGAUACAAAUCUCAGGGCACGUGAGCUAGAUUUGGAAACCAACCUGUGCACGCUACCAGAAAACAUGAGAUAGUCUGUGAGUAAGCAUCAGGCCCUGCUUUGCUUCCUGCACUCAUCAAACUGUCUACACGUGGUAAAAUAUCUCAGCGCUGCGGUCGUUUUCAUUUUAUGUGAUGCUGUAUAAUGAAAUUUGUUUGUUUUAGGUCAGAUAGGCAAACUUCUUUCUGUGAACUUGGUGAGAUGAAUAUCUCCCUUUCAGCCUUGGCAUCAUGGAGAGCAUCAGAUCUGAGCCCAUUCCCAAUUCCCUGUGGGCACACUACGUGACCUUUGCCAGCUCCCUAUGUUUCACUGUACGUAGGGGGAUGUUUGCACAGCCAGCUGCAGGUGGACUCAAGGCUGCCUUUAUGAUGCACACCUCAACUGACCUUUAAGAUCUCCAUUUUCUGGAUCCCAAACAUUCAAAGAUCCCAGUUUGGCACGGCUUGGACCUUGGAGUCAGCCAGGCUACCAGCUUGAAUUAAACACCUUUUUGUCUUGAAUUUUCUUAUCAACUACAGUCCCCCUGUGCUCAAUGGAGCAAACAAUCCAAGAGGGCAGCAAGAUCAUAAAAUAAGAUUUCUCAGAAUGCAUUUGGACAGAAAAUAGUGAAGAGAUGAAAAACAAUGGAAGAUUUUUGGAACUAGGUGUACCAAAAAUCCUCCUUUCUGGAAGCGUUCCUCUGGGAAGGAAGGGAGCUGCUGUGUUACUGCCCUGAUUUCGUCUGACUGGAAUAUGGACAUCUCCAACGCAGAUAUGUGAUGAUGAGGAGCUCUUGCUCUGGGCUCCCUUCAGAGUAGGGUGUGAUUUAUCUUUUCUUAUGGACAAGAAGAAAUGUGCUCCUGACUGGAGUAUUAUAAACUGAGUAUAGAUGGAGCCCAAGGGGAUUGCCUCAGAUGAACUCCAUCCCUCAAGAUGUAAUAAUUUUUCAGGUUUUAAGAAAGAGUUGAAGAUUAAUGAAUAAGGCUUGGAAACUGAUAAUGUUUUAUGGUUUAUCUUGAAAGAUUAAUGAGGGUGGGAGGGAGCCCUGUACUCUGAUCCUCUUUUUAAAACAGCCUGCAAAGCCUUUAAGGCUGCAUUCUUACUGAUUACAAAGAAUAGAUUAAUUGAACCUUAAAUUUUAUUAUAACAGAAUCCCAUUGAGCCAGGUCUUCCUUGCUCAUUAUCUGUAAUUACUUCUACACACAUUUUUCUGUAAAGUCCAUUGUCUGCCAUCUGUUUAAAAUUGAACUAACUCAAGAUUCACCUGUGCCAAGAAGUACAACACUUGGACCACAUUACUGAAGCAUUGCCUCUGCAGGGCAAUCCCACCAAGCUGGAGCACUGCAUCGCUAAGCUGCUGCCACCAGCUUUGCUCUUGAGGUUUCCUGUGGCUUCCUUCAAUAAAAAGGCAAUGAAAAUACUCAUUUAGAUCUACCUCUUCAGCAGAAAAGCAACCAACCAAACCUCCGUCUAUUUCUGCAUCGAGAAACGGCUCACAUAUUUUAAUUUGAUGACAAAAGACACGAAGCAAUUUGCCUUCAGGCAUCACGUAUCUUUUGGAAUCGAAUGAUCAGACAAACCAAUACAAAACGUUAUGCAGCGAUGCAGAAACCUUUGCACAGACCUGUGCAGAAGCAUAUCCUGUUGUAGGAGCCUACAUCUAGCUUGUUGAUUGUGUUUUCCUUCUCAUUGUUUCCCGAUUUCAUUUUCACUGCCCGAUGAACGUGACUUCCUGAGGUGAACAAAGCAACUGUUUGCGAAUAGCGCAGUACAAGACACUGGCACUGGGCCUCUGUGUAUAUCUUAAAAUCAUCCUCUUCCCUUCUGUGCUAUGAAAGACACACCCUCUCACCCUCUGCUGAGACAUGACGCCUUAGCUUACAACAGACAUCACCUAUUGUAAAUCUGAGCAGAAGUGCUAUUUUGGUAAAGUGUCAGGAAUAUUGCCCUUGUGCAAAAUGUACAGUUAACUUUGUUUUGUACAGAAUGUCGCCUACAA
Centrocercus urophasianus (Greater sage-grouse) is the source of this 5476-nucleotide messenger RNA. It is a transcript of the gene MINDY4, whose product is annotated as MINDY lysine 48 deubiquitinase 4. Bases 89 to 2353 code for a protein of 754 amino acids. NCBI's taxonomy places the organism in Eukaryota, Metazoa, Chordata, Aves, Galliformes, Phasianidae. Gene Ontology annotation, molecular function: K48-linked deubiquitinase activity; cysteine-type deubiquitinase activity. The transcript has 18 exons. The record is from RefSeq and is a predicted model, not a curated record. Gene Ontology annotation, biological process: protein K48-linked deubiquitination.